This is a messenger RNA of Leguminivora glycinivorella, 570 nucleotides long. RefSeq lists its product as uncharacterized. The coding region runs from base 37 to 501 and encodes 154 amino acids. The transcript has 3 exons. NCBI's taxonomy places the organism in Eukaryota, Metazoa, Arthropoda, Insecta, Lepidoptera, Tortricidae. The record is from RefSeq and is a predicted model, not a curated record.
AACCAAGUAUUCCAAGUUAUUAAUUUCUAAGAAAAAAUGUCAUUGAACAUAGUAAAACAAUUACUUAAGAAAAAACUAGCAGCUUUGCAAGUUUUGCGGAUAUUCCGACAAAAACCAGAUGCUUCUGAAGUUCUUACAGCCUAUUUGAUGCAGUGUAAUGAGCCCCCUUGGACCUCCUACUUCGUAAAGUACAGUAGUGUAAAGGAUGACCAGUUUGGCAUGUCCAACUUCAACUGGAAAGUGGGCAGUUCCAACUACCAGAUACUGCGGACCGGCUGCUACCCGUACAUCAAGUACCACUGCUCCCGAAGGCACAUAGAAGACCUUGGUGCUUCUGACAAGUUUAUGAGGAUUAUCAAAGUUGCCAAUUUUGGUAUCCCAUGCCUCCUGUACGGGCUUGCGGCGACACAGCUUAUCCGCCAUACAGAAAUAGUUCACACGUCGAAAGGACCCGUCACGAUAUACUUCCUACUGCCAGAGCACAAAGGCUCCACGCACUGACAAGUAAUACUCUUUAUUGUACAUUUAUUUAUUGUUGAUUAGUAUAAAUAUACGUAAGUAAAUAUUGAA